Molecule: messenger RNA, 1278 nt
Organism: Nicotiana tabacum (common tobacco)
Lineage: Eukaryota; Viridiplantae; Streptophyta; Magnoliopsida; Solanales; Solanaceae
Product: ACT domain-containing protein ACR11
Cellular component (GO): chloroplast thylakoid membrane; chloroplast stroma
Source: RefSeq, a predicted model, not a curated record
CUAGGUGGUUUCCCAUCAGAAUGGCGGAUAUUACUAGAACAACUAUCAACCUCAUAGCUUCAUUUUCUUGAUUCCAUUUCACAAAUAUUCAAGAACAAAGAUAAAAGUUUCUACUUUGUAGUACAGAGUAUCUAGCUUCAUCUUUAAAAAAGCUGUGUUCUUUCUUGAUAUUAUUGAACUGAAAUGGCUGUGGCUAUGGUUUCUUGUGGGAUGUGCACUAGUUUAAAAGUUAUAGAGAAGCAACCCAUUUUAAAUCCAGGUUUUUUUAAUGGCUCUUUAGCUUUGAAUCCAGGUCAGAGACUGUGCAUUAACCCCAAGAGGUUAGCUUUAUCUGGGAGUACAAUUAUUCCAAAAGCAUCCUCAGCUACAGCUGUGGAGGAGGGAAGUCCACAAGAGACUAGUGCAAUUCCAACACCCAAAGUCAUAAUUGAUCUGGAUUCAGAUCCAGAUGCAACAGUCGUUGAGGUUACCUUUGGGGAUCGCCUUGGAGCGCUUCUUGACACAAUGAAUGCGCUAAAAAAUCUUGGGCUGAAUGUUGUCAAGGCUAAUGUCUGUCUUGAUUCAUCUGGGAAACAUAACAAAUUCGCCAUCACAAAAGCCUCUACUGGUAGAAAGGUUGAUGAUCCAGAGCUGCUUGAAGCAAUUCGUUUGACGAUCAUCAAUAACAUGAUGGAAUACCAUCCGGAAUCUAGCUCCAUGUUAGCUAUGGGGGAAGCUUUCGGUGUUUUUCAACCCUAUCAGAAGAUUGAUGUGGACAUAGCGACCCAUAUCCAUAUCUACGACGAUGGUCCUGAACGGAGCUUACUCUGUGUAGAGACAGCAGACAGACCUGGAUUGAUAGUUGAUCUUGUCAAGAUCAUUACUGACAUAAACGUUGAUGUUGAAUCUGGAGAAUUCGAUACUGAGGGAUUGCUAGCUAAGGCAAAAUUUCAUGUCAGCUACAAGGGCAAAGCUCUGAUCAAGCCCCUUCAACAGGUUCUUGCAAAUAGCUUGCGUUAUUUCUUGAGGAGACCAACAACAGAGGAUGCAAGUUUUUAAUACAAAAUAUGCCGAAUAAGUUAGAAUUUGUCAAUAGGGUUAACAAAGCACUUUCAUUUAUCAAGAACGAAACUUGCUAGUUUUUGUAGCAUUGAUCCAUUCCAAGGUUUACACAGAGAAAAUAUGCAUGAAAUUUGGAGUCAUAGUUUCAAUGUGUACUGCAGUAACAUUGUAAAUUUGCUACCAUCUAUACGUCAAUGAUAUACAUUUCCAGAAGAGGAAUGAGCCAAUUAUCAGUUA